Messenger RNA from Drosophila hydei, 1604 nucleotides. RefSeq names its product putative OPA3-like protein CG13603. Gene Ontology annotation, biological process: regulation of lipid metabolic process. Gene Ontology annotation, cellular component: mitochondrion. Bases 632 to 1387 code for a protein of 251 amino acids. The record is from RefSeq and is a predicted model, not a curated record. NCBI's taxonomy places the organism in Eukaryota, Metazoa, Arthropoda, Insecta, Diptera, Drosophilidae. The transcript has 3 exons.
AUUGCAGUUUAUGGGCUUAAGCAGAUCGCUACCCCAUUAAGCAGAGUUUUAAAUACUUUUGCCCAAAACAAUCGGGUAUUUAAAACGUAUCUUUGCGCCCCGGCUGGUCAACUAAUAUAUUGGGUCGAGACAAGAUCAAAAAUGCGCAUGCUAAGAUUACCGCAACCCAAACGAAUCCCUAAGGUCUCGGAAAAUAUGGCCAUAAGAUUGGGCGCAAACCUUUUAAGCGAAGUUUUUAUUGUGUUCGUAAGCGUACUACUAAUAUGCAUUGAAACUUCAUGGACGGCAAAACGCAGUCAGAUAAAGCAUGACAACCACAAAAUGAAUCAAGAACAGCUACUAAUAGUAAUAGACACAUUGAAUAAUUUGCUCGAUUGGCAGAAAAAACAAAUAGAUUCAAUACGUGAUCAAUUAAAUUACUGCGAAACAUAUAGGACAAAUAAUCAAAAACUAUGAUUUUUUGAAAAUUUAAUUCAAUAAUUUAAAACGUUAAGUCACGAAAUCUUUCGUUAUUUUAAUCGAUUAUCAUUUAUCGUCUCGCGUUAACUAGUCGGCAAGUCAAUUUUUUCGCCAGCCCUGGUUUCUAUUAGUUUUCUGCGCUGAGAUUUUGUAACAUAAAUUAACAUAAGAAAUGGUUAUUGGAGUAUUUCCAGCCGCCAAACUUGGCGUGUUGGCAAUCAAACAAAUUAGCAAGCCCAUUGCAAAUGUAUUAAAGUCCAAUGCAAAAUCAAGUCCAUUCUUCAGGAAAUAUAUAUGCAUGCCGCCAGCACAGUUUUACAAUUGGGUAGAGGUGAAGACCAAGAUGUGGGCACUGAAUCUUGGACGACCAGUCACGGUGCCACCAUUAACUGAAGCCAUGGCCAUUGAGCUGGGUGCCAAUCUGCUUGGGGAGUUUAUUAUCUUUGCCAUUGGCGCUGGUUUGCUGAUAUUUGAGUAUUCGCGGCAAACGAUAAAAGAAAACAAAAAGAAUGAAGCUUUCCAAUUGGAGAAGAUGCAGCUGACAAACACUCUGACUGAAAUGAACUUUCGUCUGGAGCGUCAGGAUGCACAAAUACGUGAAAUGACGCGCGUUCUGGCAGAUCUAGAUUCACGCAGCAUCUUCCGCUGGCAUAAGGAACCCCUGCAAGAGUAUGUGCCCUUCGAUCCAUCUACGCCAGAUCAGAGUGCUAGCGCAAGAUAUCCUAAAGCAUAUUUGGGCUCUUAUGAUCCAGAGGGCGGCAUGACAUUCCGUGCGCUCAACUAUCUGCAAACACAAAUCUUUAUCGAUGGUCGCGACCGCAAGGGAAAGCAAGCAUUGCAGCACAUGGAUGAAGUAGCAGAAAAGCUGGAAAAAUCGCUAAACGAGACGGUGGACAAUGCUGCGUUGCAAGUGAAAUCAUUGCUAUGACCAAAUCUGAAUAAGGAUCAGGACUUGGUACUACUCAUGUAUGUACAAACCCUAAUGGAGCAAUAGUUCGCACACAAUGCUGUACCAAAUGGAUAAACUACUUGAUUUAAACAAUCAAAUUGAAGUGUUAAAUCUACAUACAUUUGCACAUAUAGAUAGGUAAAAAGUCGAGUGUACAUUGUAAUUGUAUUUAUUAAUUUUAAUUGUUACUGAAGAA